CCCCCACCCCGCGAGGUUUCGCCGUGCGGUCGCUGGCAGCACCGCCUGCCGCUCUGACUUGCGAGUGCGUGAGUGAGUGAGGGAGCUUCACCAUGCCGUGCACGCUACUCGCCAGGGAACUCGCUCGCGGUUGUCUCGGGAGGCGCUCGUGUUCGCUUGCGACUGCGAGAUGCGUGUCCGUGUCGGCUGCAUGCCGGGAGAAGGAGCGAGGGUGGCUCAAGAAGAUGUUCGUGCAGAAGGUGGACCCACGCACAGAUGCACACUCUAACCUGCUCUCCAAAAAGGAGACGAGCAGCCUCUACAAGCUGCAGCUUCACAACGUGAAGCCAGAAAAUCUAGAGGACUACAACAAAAUCUCAGCGGAGGCACUGAUGAAAUUGCACAACGAUGAGAGCUACCCAUGCGAGCUGGUGGGCUCUUGGAACACGUGGUACGGAGAGCAGGAUCAGGCCGUGCACCUAUGGCGAUACAUCGGUGGCUAUCCAACUCUGAUGGAUGUUAUGAAUAAACUGAGGCAGAACAAGGAGUACCUGGAGUUCAGGAGGGAACGGAGUAAAAUGCUCCACGCACGUAAAAACCAACUCUUGAUGGAGUUUAGCUUCUGGAAUGAGCCCCUCCCCAGGCCCGGGCCCAAUAUUUACGAGCUGCGGAGCUACAGACUCAAGCCAGGCACGAUGAUCGAAUGGGGAAACAACUGGGCACGAGCCAUCCGCUUCCGGCAGGAGAACAAUGAGGCUGUGGGGGGGUUCUUCUCCCAGAUCGGUGACCUCUACAUGGUGCACCACCUCUGGGCCUACAAGGAUCUUCAGAACCGCGACGACACUCGCAACUCGGCGUGGCGAAAGCGGGGCUGGGACGAGAACGUUUACUACACGGUGCCCCUCAUCCAGCAGAUGGAGUCUCGGAUCAUGAUCCCGCAACCAUUCUCACCCUUGCAGUGAGCGACCAUUGACUUGUAUGUCAGCCGGUUCCCCCUGUCCCACACAGCCCAUGCGCUACAUGGUAUGCUCCGGACGUGUGCCUCACACACGAGUACAGCUCUUGCCCUCUGUGAUAGGUUUUGUUUUGGAUUUUUGCUCUCUGGAAACAAUCGUGCACACACACACAAAAUGUUCCUGGGCAGUCUGCGUAGUAAAGCAGGUAUCACCGCUUUUAAAUGUGGCUGCAUUCUUACCCUUGCAGGGAGAGCGAGCGCACAUAGCAUGUAGGCAUUUGUCUUGUGUCAAACGUCGACCACGUGUAACCUGGACUCUAAGCACUUUUUUGCAAAGGAUUACCAAGGGUUAUAUGUUUUAUUCUGGUACGGAGGGCUGGUGUAUGCAAUGGGGAGGCUUAUUAACACACUAGAAUGUUCAAGCUCCACUGAUUAAUGGAACUUGUCAAAUGUUGGGCCUAAUGAGCCACCACCAGCUUAUUUUCUACUUGUGGGUAUAUACGUGUUCAAUAUUAAACUAUCCAUCUUGGAAGGUCUCUGCAGGUAUAAUUUCCUGUCCAGUAAUAUGAAUAUAAUUAUAUUUUAGAAUCGUUUUUUUUGUGCCAUAAUGAUGACAGAUAGAAUGUAUUUUGAAAUCUAAUGUGCUACUUUCUUGAAUACUUAACGUAUGUAUCAUCACAAGGAUUUCGGGACAAAACACACCGGCCCAAAAGCACAAGCUGCCAAUGGCAAGUCAACUACAAGAUAGAUGCACACGAAAAACAAAAACUCUUCAGUUAAUAUCGCCUCCAAAAAUUGUAAAUCACAAAAAAAAUUGUAAAUCACUUCCAAGAAACCCUUCUCAAUUUUCCCAUGAAGGUUGUUACUGAUCUUUUUAUAUUCCGGGUUGUUGUGUGUGGUUGAGGAGAGGCGCGUCAUUGAUAACCACCACACUGAAGGCCAGAACAGCUCUGUGUAUUUUUUGCAAGGUUGGGCUCAUUCCCUCAAAAUGUUCCAUAUCUUCAGGCAAAAUACACAGGUGAAAUAUUUAAAAACUUAUAAAAAUAAAAAAAAACACUGCUCUACUGCUUAUGGUGAGCAACCCCAACUCUUUGCAAGAUUGUGCCAUUCUGUAGUCAUGGAGCUGCGAAUGGUGUCUUUAUUCGGUUUAAUAGACAUGGAUAGUUAAUGAGCUACUGUAAAUAUGGGUGUAAUGAUCCCCCCCCCCCCUGCGAUAUAUUGACGUCUCGCAAUUUUAUUUGAUAAUUAUUUUUUGGGAAUAUGAUGCAUCGGCCUCUAGUGCCUGGAGAGGGUCACGUGAGAAUGACAUUUACUUACAGCGUAUACAAAUAGAAAAAAAACACGUCGAUGCUUAAGCACGCAGUUCAGUGCCCGCGUCUUAAACGCUAGACGAAUUGGUAUGCACCGAUGCAGCCGUGCGCCCCUAUUUGAGUACCCCGCACUUAUAAAAUGUUACUCUCCAAUGCCAAAUGUUCCCAUCUCGCACACACUGCUGUUGCACGUGACCCACACGGUGACCAGUUUUCUUCUUGGCUUCUACGCGACUCCUUAAACGUAAAGGGAUGUUUUAGAGGGCAUAUGUCUCAUGCCCAGACAAUGCAACAAGCGUUGGGGUCUUAAAGGGACAAUUUGCCUUGGGGGCCUUCAAUAAUUUUGUUCGAUCCAAAGACUUUGAUACCCUGUCUUCCUCUGUGGAACUGAGCUGCUGUGUGCCGGGGUCAAGCCACUGACGUCGGUACAAUAAACGAGUCGAGGUUCAUGUAGAUGAUGCAGUGUAGGCAAUUAACACCAUUUACAAUCAUAGCAUCACUGUGCAGUUGAUACGAGUAAGGCGCCAAUUAAGAUUAAACAGAGUUGGUAACGGGAGUUUGAAUUUGAAUGAAGACUUACACAUUGGCAGAUGAUGAAUUGUGCGAUGGGAGCGUGUCCUACAGCCUGGAGUAGAAUCGAUUCGGGUGAGUUUAAGGAAUUGAUGGGGGGGGAGGAGCAGUUUAUCGCAAUUCAUAUUGUGAGAAGAAUCAAUUUUGGUUAAGGCAAGACGGGAGGGGGGGGGGGUUGAUGUUUUGGUGAAGGCCAGCUUAUGAAAAUUAUUAACCUCACCCCCGACCUGGCUUGAACCCAAGCCAGAUUCAGAUAAUGUUCUGAGGUUUCAAGCCAGUAUAUUGGACUCGGCAAAUAAUGAUUGAAAGACCUCCCGUAACUGGAAGGACGCUAUGCUGGCCCAGUGCUUUCUCAUUGCAUGUAAAGUGUGAACCCAUAGUUACCAUUAUUCUAAUGCUUUAGGUGACCUGUAUUUCAAUCCUAUAUUUUGUGUACAAAUUUUAAAAAAAUAUAUAUACGUACAUUUCUGAAAUAAAGUAUCCUGAUUUUUGUUUAAAUGAAUAAAACAAUGUUAAUUUAAAAUGUAGAUGAUUCAUACUGUGCUACCGUGUGUCAGCUUCGACAAAUGUUUGAUUUAAAGUCAAGGAGGUUAGAAAAUUUUCAUGGAAGUAGCCCUGUUACUGGUUUUAUUGCUCGACGUGAAGAUUUGCUCAAUUGUAUAUCUUGAUGAAUGAUAAACUACACACAACUCGAUCUGCCAAUCAGUAUCACUUGCAGGGUAAAAGUCCACCAAAUGUUGGCACAAUUACAGUACUGUAUUUCCAUGCCACGUCCAUGUAAAUGUAAUAAAUUCCAGAUCUCCACCAUUGCUCACUCACUUUACAAACAGGAAUAAAGUUGCCUUUGUGUACCUGAAAGAUAAUAUCGGUACAGUCCUUGGUGUCACAACACAAUACUUUUCCCAACAUUUUUUUAUGACCAAGUGCACAUCCUUCAAGCAUGAAGGCUGUAAAUAAUUUUCGUGUAUCUCUUUUUACAAUCUGAACUCUUGUGGGAUUCACGUUGUUUGAGCAGUUGACGACAUUGUAUAAGUAAAUGUCGGGGUACAAUAUACGGUUUCGCUUUGUACAAUUCAUCCCGAGGUAACAUUUUGAUGGUUAAUAAUUAAUGAUUAGUCUCGAAUUGUUUACAUUUAGCGGUGUUCGUUCAUUUGCACGGCUUGUAACGUGAAGUGAAGUAAUGUCGGCGAUGCACCAAAUGUGAAAGUUCACAAAUGACGGCAACGUGUGUGCACUUAAAUCACUGGUAAAUUCCCUUCUCACAAUUCUGUAGCAACAAAUGCACCACCAUUGAUAACAAAUACGAUAUAUUUCUACGUGCAAUAUCCUCUUCAGAUGGUUAUAAGAAGAAAUUAUCAACUUACGGUGAAUAAGAACUCUUAAGAUUAACAAUAAAAUAUGAAUGUAGGUGCACGGUUCAAUCUCACCAACUUUUUUUUUUAAUUGUCUAUGCCCGGAGCGAGAGAAACACACUUUAGUUAAGCGCCCAUGAGUUUGUUUAAUUUUUAUCAUUUCACAUGGAAGCACUAAAACGAUGCAACUUAAUAAAGUUUCAGAUGGUACGCUUUUUCCGCGAAUUGUAUCGUCUUGGCCGAUACAAGGCGGCCAAAUGUUCCUCUUUGGAAUAAUAAACUUGCACUCGCAAACCGUGGAGACGUGACUAGCCAUUGAGCUGUUUGCGUGGCCAGUUGUGAUGCCAUGGUGUUGGAAAUAAAGUGGAGAUUGAAUCCAAA
This is a messenger RNA of Petromyzon marinus (sea lamprey), 4547 nucleotides long. RefSeq names its product protein NipSnap homolog 1-like. The record is from RefSeq and is a predicted model, not a curated record. Gene Ontology annotation, cellular component: mitochondrion. NCBI's taxonomy places the organism in Eukaryota, Metazoa, Chordata, Hyperoartia, Petromyzontiformes, Petromyzontidae.